AGAAAACGGUGCAUGUGUGGUAAAGAGGCACAUACUUAGGUUGCUGUAGGAGAUAAGAUUGUAGUGUUGUUAGAGCGAACACCUGCAGUGAACAAACAAUGGCCUCUGCAUCAGCAUCUUUGCUUAAGUCUUCACUUGUUCUUGACAAGUCUGAGUGGGUUAAGGGCCAAACCCUUCGCCAACCUUCUGCAUCUGUUGUAAGGUGCAACCCCACCACCCCUUCUGCCCUCACCAUUAGAGCUGGUUCCUAUGCUGAUGAGCUUGUUAAGACCGCGAAAGCAGUGGCUUCACCAGGGCGUGGUAUUUUGGCUAUGGAUGAGUCAAAUGCUACCUGUGGGAAGCGUUUGGCUUCAAUUGGGCUAGAGAACACCGAAGUUAACCGCCAGGCAUACCGUACCCUUCUUGUGACAGCUCCAGGGCUUGGUCAGUAUAUUUCUGGUGCUAUUCUCUUUGAGGAAACUCUCUACCAAUCCACAACUGAUGGAAGGAAGAUUGUUGAUGUACUUACUGAGCAGAAGAUUGUUCCUGGUAUUAAAGUUGACAAGGGUUUGGUGCCCCUGGCUGGUUCCAAUGACGAGUCAUGGUGCCAAGGUCUGGAUGGUCUUGCCUCUCGCUCAGCUGCAUACUACCAACAAGGUGCCCGUUUCGCCAAAUGGCGUACUGUUGUGAGCAUUCCCAACGGUCCCUCUGCUCUGGCAGUUAAGGAAGCAGCCUGGGGUUUGGCUCGCUAUGCUGCAAUUACUCAGGACAAUGGGUUGGUUCCAAUUGUGGAGCCAGAGAUCUUGCUUGAUGGAGAGCAUGGUAUUGAAAGGACUUUUGAAGUAGCCCUAAAGGUUUGGGCUGAGGUAUUCUUCUACCUUGCUGAGAACAAUGUCCUGUUUGAGGGUAUUCUCCUGAAGCCUAGCAUGGUUACUCCCGGAGCUGAGUCCAAGGAAAAGGCCAGUCCUCAGCAAGUUGCUGAUUACACCCUCAAGCUCCUUCACAGGAGAAUUCCCCCGGCUGUCCCUGGAAUCAUGUUUUUGUCCGGUGGACAAUCUGAAGUUGAAGCAACCCUGAACUUGAAUGCCAUGAACCAAUCUCCAAACCCAUGGCACGUGUCGUUCUCAUAUGCCAGAGCCCUUCAAAACACUUGCUUGAAGACAUGGGGAGGUCGCCCAGAGAAUGUUAAGGCAGCACAAGAAGCACUCCUUUUCCGUGCCAAGUCCAACUCAUUGGCUCAACUUGGAAAGUACACUGGUGAUGGUGAAUCUGAGGAAGCCAAGAAGGAGUUGUUCGUCAAAGGAUGUGUUGGUUUAUGUUGACAAAGAUCUAUUGGUGCUUCUUGCCGUCCUAAUGCUAUGGGAAGGAGAUAAGGAAGGGAUUGUGGGUUCCAAAACCUAGAAAAAAUUCAUUUUAAAGUAAAGUGAAGAAUGGAGCUUUUUUGUCUACAUGGAGUUAAAGAAGAAACAAUUUCUCUAAAUAAAGUUGUUUCAUAACAAAUGCUAAGGUGAUAUAAAAGUGUCGUAAAAUAUCAAAGUGAUACAAUGUAAAGUGUUAACCACAAAACUAUUGACACUAAGCUAAUUAUUAUUACGUAACAUAUAUGUUGACUCAUUGUAUUGCGACACAUGUGUGUUAGAUUUCUUUUUGACGACACUUGUGUGUCGGCACAUAGAAUAUUGACACUUACACUGUAUCGGUUACUU
Molecule: messenger RNA, 1685 nt
Organism: Abrus precatorius (Indian licorice)
Lineage: Eukaryota; Viridiplantae; Streptophyta; Magnoliopsida; Fabales; Fabaceae
Product: fructose-bisphosphate aldolase 1, chloroplastic
Exons: 7
Coding region: 99-1301 (400 amino acids)
Biological process (GO): glycolytic process; fructose 1,6-bisphosphate metabolic process
Cellular component (GO): cytosol
Molecular function (GO): fructose-bisphosphate aldolase activity
Source: RefSeq, a predicted model, not a curated record